Messenger RNA from Culicoides brevitarsis, 1677 nucleotides. RefSeq names its product pre-mRNA-processing factor 19 (gene Prp19). The transcript is spliced from 4 exons. Gene Ontology annotation, molecular function: ubiquitin protein ligase activity; protein binding. NCBI's taxonomy places the organism in Eukaryota, Metazoa, Arthropoda, Insecta, Diptera, Ceratopogonidae. The record is from RefSeq and is a predicted model, not a curated record. Gene Ontology annotation, cellular component: U2-type catalytic step 1 spliceosome; Prp19 complex; cytoplasm. Bases 78 to 1592 code for a protein of 504 amino acids. Gene Ontology annotation, biological process: mRNA splicing, via spliceosome; DNA repair; protein ubiquitination.
AGAGGACAACAUUACUUGCAAGCCAUUGUUGAUUUUUUGACGAAAUAAAGAGAAAUUGUGCUUAAAACUACCGAAAAAUGGCUCUUGUGUGUGCGAUUUCAAACGAAGUUCCCGAUGUCCCUGUUUUGUCACCAAAGAGCGGCUCGAUAUUCGAACGUCGUUUAAUCGAGAAAUAUGUGAAUGAAAAUGGAUGUGACCCAAUUACGGGCGACGAAUUGAAGCUCGAAGAACUCAUUGAAGUCAAAGUUCCCGCAAUUGUGAAGCCAAAACCGCCAAGUGCAACAAGCAUUCCCGCAACACUGAAAUCCAUGCAAGAUGAAUGGGAUGCCCUCAUGUUAUAUGCAUUUACGCAACGUCAACAACUCCAAACAGCUCGUCAAGAACUUUCGCACGCCUUGUAUCAACAUGACGCCGCUUGUCGUGUCAUUGCGCGUUUAAACAAAGAAGUAACGGCGGCUCGCGAAGCUUUGGCAACGUUGAAACCGCAAGCGGGCAUCACGCAAGUCGUUCAACAACAACAAAUCGCUGUCGCGGCUGAAGCAACGGGCAAUGCGACGCAACCUGUCGAACAAGCCGGCAUGAGUGCUGAAGUAAUUCAAAAGUUGCAAGAUAAGGCAACUGUUUUGACGCAAGAACGGAAGAAACGAGGCAGAACUGUGCCCGAAGAAUUGGUUUCUGCUGACAAAAUUCGUGGAUUUUUGACACUCGCAUCACAUCCGGGUCUCCAUUCGGCAAGUGUUCCGGGAAUUUUAACACUCGACAUCAAUUGUUCGGACCAAAGUCGCAUCUUAACCGGAGGAAAUGACAAAAAUGCGACAGUUUUCAACAAAGACACGGAACAAAUUGUCGCUGUCUUGAAGGGACACACGAAAAAAGUCACGAAAGUAAUUUACCAUCCGGAUGAAGAUACAGUUAUUACGGGAUCUCCCGACACGAGUAUUCGCAUUUGGAAUGUCCCAACAUCGCAAACUGUCUUGUUGCUCAGAAGCCAUGAAGGACCAGUUACGGGAUUGUCGCUUCAUCCAACAGGCGAUUACAUUUUGUCGACAUCCACAGAUCGUCAUUGGGCAUUUUCCGACAUUCGCACAGGGCGUUUGCUCACAAAAGUACCCGAUACAGCGGAAAUUGGCUUGACAACUGCCCAAUUUCAUCCGGAUGGCUUGAUUUUCGGUAUCGGAACAGAAGAUUCGCAAGUUAAGAUUUGGGAUUUGAAGGAACAAAGCAACGUCGCCAACUUCCCGGGACAUACGGGACCAAUUUCGGCAAUUUCCUUCUCCGAAAACGGAUAUUAUUUGGCAACAGCAGCUGAUGAUUCGUGCGUUAAAUUGUGGGAUUUGCGAAAAUUGAAGAAUUUCAAGACAAUUCAACUGGAUGACGGUUAUGAAGUUAAGGAUUUGUGCUUCGAUCAGAGCGGAACGUAUCUUGCCAUCGCAGGAACAGAUAUUAGAAUCUACUUGUGCAAACAAUGGCAAGAGCUCAAAGUAUUCAACGAUCACACAGCAAUGGCAACGGGCAUCAGAUUUGGUAAACAUGCACAAUUUUUGGCUUCAACAAGUAUGGAUCGAACACUCAAAUUGUACGGAAUUGAGUAAAUUAAGAGAAAAAAAUAUUUGUAAUUCCAAUUUUGACACUGAUUUUCGUAAAAAAUAGAUAUCGUAAUAAAGUUCUGCAUUCAAG